This is a messenger RNA of Xiphias gladius (swordfish), 5335 nucleotides long. It is a transcript of the gene ccdc30, whose product is annotated as coiled-coil domain containing 30. The coding region runs from base 264 to 3944 and encodes 1226 amino acids. The transcript is spliced from 27 exons. The record is from RefSeq and is a predicted model, not a curated record. NCBI's taxonomy places the organism in Eukaryota, Metazoa, Chordata, Actinopteri, Istiophoriformes, Xiphiidae.
CAAUUCACUCCGCCACGCCUGUCGUCGGCACUUGGCUUUCUUGUCGUUGUUUCCCUUUGAAAGGGGAACCCAAGGAUAAGAGACGUUUUCAUGGAUGAAUUGCGACAACAAUGGGAGUAAUGAAGUUUGAGGAUCUGCUGAACAUUGCAAAUUCAGAUUGGUUCUAUGCGAUACUAUGUAGGCUAAAUUUUUUUGUAAUCAGUACUUUCACCACUGAGGAAAAACUUCGUCAAUUGCAGAUGCAGCUUCAACAAACUUAAUGUAUGACCAUGGAUCAUGAAGAGGUGCUCUCGGAUCUGGACCAGAUUUCUGUGCGGCUUCAGGAGGAUGGCUUGCCUCCAGCAGCCAGUGCAGAAGAGCGGCAGCGUCAUCUCUGGCAGCAGCUGCUCAGAGGUGAGGCUCAGCUUCGGUCAGCUACCCAGGAGCUGCGGACCUUGCGUACCCAGCAGGCCAAUGAGAUGAAGGAGGUGGAAAGCUAUGUUGCACAUAUUCGUGGGCUGCUGGAAGAGCGCGAGUGUCUGACUGCAGAGUAUGAGAGAGACAAUGAACACUUGCGACACGAGCUUCACCAGAUCAGACAACAGCAAGAGAGUCAGAGCAAAGAGCUGGCAGAGAUGCUGGCUCAGGAGGACCUCGGGGAGAUGGGCUUGAGCAGCCCCAGUGAGCAGGUGGCUUACUUGCUAGUCGAGAGGGCCACACUGCUGGAAAGGCUGGAGGCUGCUGAAAGUAGACUGGAAAGUCAGAGCCUCACUGGCAGCUUGAGGGAGGGCCACCACCAGGAGCAUAUUGGGGAGGAUCUAAAGCAGCAGAGGGAAGAUAUGCAGGAAAGCAUAGAUAACAUGACAAAGUGUUCAUCCCAGAGUCCGUGGAAGAAGCUGUUUGGGCUGCGCAGGGCUGGUCAGAGCAAACACAAUAUUACGCCCGCCCACAGUGAGGAGAUUUCCCAGGAGCGAAAUGAGCGCCAGCGGCUGGAGCGGGACCUGGAAGAGGCGUCUAGGAGGCUGGCGAUGGCUCAUCAGGAUAUGCGCAGACUCACUAGUGAGCUGGAUGUUGCCAAAAACAACAACCUAGACUCAAGUGAUAUGAAGAAACUGCAGCAAGCCAAAGAGCAAAAUGACAGACUAGACGCUGAGAACAGAGCUCUGAGGGAGAGAGUGCGCACUAUAGAAUCUGAGAAGAAAAAUCUCCUAGAACAGCAGGCAAUGAAUGACACAGACCAAGGUAUUGUAGCUGAUCGAAAGGACAAGGGCAUUAGCAGUGAACCACAAAAUAGUCUCACUGCUUUGACAGCUCAAGAUAAGGAUCACAUUCACAAACGGUGUCAGGAGGCAAUAGAAGAUGGGCUUGUGCAGGUGAGGGAGCUGCAGCGACAACUCCAGAGACUACGCAAGGAACAAGAAGAGCUGGAGGAGAGGAAUGAGGAGCUCGAGGCCCUCCUGGGGGAGGCCCAGAAUGCCAGCAAGGAGGAGAAUCAUCGCCAUGAGGGAGAAUUAGAGGGAUUGCACAGGAGGAUCAAAAGCCUGGAGGCAGAGCUGAAGAAACAGGAUGCCCAUGAAAAAACGAUGAAGAAUGGAGAAGAGGUCAGACCCACUGAGUCUUACUUAAAGCUGCACCUAAGAGACAGCAGCCAGGAGAGAAUGGCUCUGCUAGAGGCACGACUGACAGAGGAGAAGGACUGGAGGAAACAGUUGGAGGUUGACCUCAGUGCUGCCCAGGCCGCCCUCAAAAAAGACAAAGAGGCUUUGCAGAUAGGUGAACGAGAGCUGAAGAAGCUGAGAAUGGAGGUCAACAGCCUACAGACAGAAUGCCAACAAGGGAAAACGCUCAUCAAGAGCCUCACCCAAGUAAAAGGGGAAAAAGCAGUUCUUGAGGAAAAGAUGGCCCAGAUGGAGCGCGCCCACAGCCGACUCCAAAGUGAGCUGGAAUGCUAUAAGGGCAGUAACCGGACCCAGGAAGACCAGAGGGAAAACAGGCUUCAGGUUGACCAGCUGCAGGAGCAGGCUGACCGUCUGACUGCUGAACUCAGCAGCCUCCAGACAGCACACAACUCACUGAGGGGUGAAAUGGUUUCGGAGCGGCUGCAGACUGCCGAUCUCCAGGCCAAGCUGAGCUCCAGUGUCCAGGAGAAGCUGGCAGCUGAAGGAGAAAGAGAGAGACUGGAGCUUGAGAUACAGCGCCUCAACGAGCAGCUCAAGUGGCAUCAAGAGCAGCUCUCCUCUACAAAGGAAGCACUUAGUAGCAGCCAGAAACUUGAACUGCACACAGCUAACAUAGAAUCUAGGCUUAGUCCAGUGGAGAGAACCAAGGAUGAAAGCUUGGAUCAGCUUUCACUUCUGAAACAGGAGCUGAAUCAUCUGCAGAACAAGCUGGGGGAGGAGCAGCAGCUGGCCUUUCAGCACCAGCUAGCCCUGCAAGCUCAGGUCACUGAGUCCCAGGCACACAUCAAGUCCCAGGACUCAGUGCUGAGCCAGAAGGCAGAGGAGGCUAAACAGAUGAAGCAGGACCUGCAGAGGGCCCAGAGCCUUUUCAGCUCAGCAGAGAGAGAGCUGCGUUAUGAGAAAGAGAAGAACAUGGACCUGAAGAGACACAACACCCUGCUGGACCAGGAAAAACUCAAGCUUUGUGCAGAGCUUAAGCAGGUCCAAACCAAGCUCGUCCAGGUGGAGCAGACUGUCCAUACUCAGGUGGCUGAGAGUGAACGUCAGCAACAGAAAAUCAGGGAACUGGAGCUGGAACUGGCACGCAACUCCACAAAUCGCAAUGCCACCACCAGUCUGCAGGAGGACCUGCAGGCUGAGAGGACACGGCUCAUUGCUGCUGACAAAAAGGUGUUGGAGCUGCAGCAGCAGCUUAAGAAUGCCCAGCACCAGCUGCGUGUGGAGGAAGCUCGGGCCGGCGAGAGCAGCCGCCUGGAGCGGGACAGCAGGGAUCUGUCUGACACCUUGUCAGCCCUGAGAGCCCAGCAGCAGGAGGAGCACAUCACCAGGAAACUGCUAGAGCAGCGUGAGGAGGAGCUGCAGCAGCAGGUGCGCUCCCUGAGGCUGAAGGAGGCCUCCCUGACCAGGACCAACACAGAGCUAAGCCACCGUGCCCAGCAGCUGGACACACGUCUGGCCAUCCUGGAGGCUGAGCUUAGCAAGGCCAGAGAGGAGGUAGGAGACAGCCAGAAGUCAAGCCACAGAGUGCAGGAGGAACUGGCGGCCAGUCAGCAGGAGUUUGACAGAAUGCAGGGGGAGCUGCAGCAGGUUCUCCUCCAACAUGACACGCACGUCAGGAAGUACAACGAAAAGCAGAGUCAGCACAAGACCAAGCUGCGUCAGGCCAAGCAGCUCUUUCUCAAGGCGACAGCACAGAGGGACCGCACCAUCCAGAAACUUGAGAACGACCUGGUGCUAGCCUCCAAUCUCUCACACAAGGAGAAGGAAAGGAUCCAUACAGUGAUGGAGGAAAAUGAGAAGCUUUUGGAGGAGAAGAGGGAACUGUUGAGGAAGAUAAGUGAGGCAGAAGAAAUGGGUAGCAAAGGCAUGAGGACUGCCGCAACUGUUCAGCACAGGGUCAACGUCUUAGAAGUGGAAAACAGACAGCUACAGGAUCGGACCCUGAAGCUCUCCAAUCAAGUUCGUUCCUUAGAGCGCGCUCUGAGGAAUGUCCAGUCGUUCUACAGCCUGGAGAAUGCCAAGAAAGUGCACCCCUCUGAAAGUCUAUGUGAUGGUAUCCUACAUACAUCUGCGCUAAGUUUGACGUCAGGUUCCUGUGACCCAAUGGACAUCCUGGACAAAAUCUGCCGGGUGAAGGUGGGCGAACGUGUGGUGGCGGAUGGCACCCGAGCGUCUUCGUCCACGCACCAGCCAUCAGAGCAGGGUUACCUGAAUCUCACCUCCCCAUUGGUUCCUCCAGAGUCCAAGGGCACAGAGGAGAGCUCUAAUAACAGUGACAAGGUAUGAGAUGUGGUACGUUCCAACGCGGUUGUUGCCUUUGCGUUUGUAACAGCAAGCUACCAGCAAGGAUGAGUGCUGUAAGUCAAUGCAUCACUAUACUAGUGAAAAAAUAUGUUGAAUGCAAAUAAUCCUUGUUAAAAGACUGUACUAAUGAAAGGGGGCUUCCACUGCAGUUCUGCUCAGGGUGAUAUCUCUUGUAUUGCAAAGCAGAUUCUUAUUUGGUUUGCAAGUACUGCAUUUUUAUCCAGGUCCAGACUAAGAGUGAAUUUGGGGGAUUGAAAAAGAAAAAAAAAGUGUCAAUCAAUUAUUUUUUUAUGACAUAUUUUAAGGGAAACAGGAUGUAAUGGGAGAUUUGAUUUCAAAGGUAGCUGGCACAACUAUAUGCCUGGGGAGUUGUUCAGUUGUUUCCAUCAACAAACCAAAGCAAAUCAGAAUGCUUCAAAGCGUUGUUGUCUUAUGGGAAAGAUUAUUAUCUUUUCUUUUUUUUUUUUUCGAAUGUAAAGGCACAGGACAAGACAGUAUACUUCACAGUAGUGCAGUGAAUGUCAAACACACAUUUCAUUGAAUGAGGCUAGUUUAAACUGAGCACUUUUUACUUGUGUUUUACUUCACAAGUAAAACACAAGUAGUUUUACUUGUUUACAUUUGAGAAAGAGUAGCAGUGGAAUACUGUAUUCCACUGUAUGUGUAAGUAUUGUAUGUAUUUUUCCUCAGUUAAAUUUAAUCUUGGCAGUGUUUUCUAUGAAAAAAUGCCUGUAGUUUGGUUUUUUUUAUGGUUUUACUGUGUCAAAAAAUCUUUCAACACAUCAGCAUUUUUACAAGUAUACAAAAUGUCUAUUAUGAGACUGUGUGGUAAACAGAGUGCAAAUAGUUGGCUCCUUUCUGAGAUAUGUCAUUCCUAUUGAUUGUCAGCUGUAGCCACUCCAGUAUUUACAAUGUUCAGCCUUGCUUGUAGUUAAAAAAAACAAAACUAAAAAAAACAUCCAAAUUUUUGGGAAAAGCCACCGAAUUCCAGAAGUUUUUGUCUAUUUUGAGCUUCCCAAGCUUUUUUUUUUUUUUUUUUUAAACAUUGGUUUACCUUGAAGGUUUCCUCCAGGGAAGCUGAAACAGAAAGUACUCGUGCUUUAGCCACAAAGACUGUCAGCAGACAGAUAUGGGUUUUGUACAUGGAAUUGCAUACAUUACCUUAAUUAUUUCAUACCACUAUUAUUGGUGUGUGUCAGUAAUAGAGCUAUACACUGUGGAAACCAUAGUCUAUUUUGUCCUCAAUGUACCUGAAAUGAUGAAGUGUUAAACUUUAUCUUGCUGCUGCGUGAAUACGUCUAAGAACAAAAGCCUAUUUGCGACAGACAUGUAAACGGAGGUGUAAUCGUCAAGAGUCUUUGACCUAUGUUUUA